Messenger RNA from Pieris brassicae (large cabbage white), 1060 nucleotides. Its product is annotated as coenzyme Q-binding protein COQ10 homolog A, mitochondrial. Gene Ontology annotation, molecular function: ubiquinone binding. Gene Ontology annotation, biological process: cellular respiration; ubiquinone biosynthetic process. Gene Ontology annotation, cellular component: mitochondrion. The record is from RefSeq and is a predicted model, not a curated record. The transcript is spliced from 3 exons. NCBI's taxonomy places the organism in Eukaryota, Metazoa, Arthropoda, Insecta, Lepidoptera, Pieridae. The coding region runs from base 279 to 929 and encodes 216 amino acids.
AUAUUAUCUAUGAUGAUGGAUCGUGUAAUUUGUAGUUUCGUGUUUGGUCAUUGAUGUUUCAAAUUUCAAUAAUUACAUUUAUUCUAUUAACUAUAUAGUAAUUGACUGCACUCCGCAGGAAAUUAAGAUUAAUGCUUAGUAAAAACUUUAUAUAGAAAAACAAGAGGAAAUAAUGGUGACAUUUAGCUGUGUUUACUGCAAAACGGUACGUCACAUCCAUAUUAUCUAAAAUUUAUUAAUGAUGAUAGAGAAGAUUAAUAGAAGCAACGAAGAAAAUAAUGAUUACUACAAAACCCUAUAUAUUUGCAUCACGAAUUUUAAGUUUUCAGGGCCAUUACAGAAAUAGACUAAGAGAUUUGGAUAGUCAUUGUCAAUGUCUUUUAGUUUGGCAAAAGAAAAGACCAUUCUUUACGUUUCCGAAACAAAAACGAUCACGCGAAUAUUGUGGGAGACAACUAGUAGGAUUCUCAAUGGAUCAAAUGUUUGAAGUAGUGUCAGAUGUAGAAAAUUAUUACAAAUUUGUACCCUGGUGUAAAAAGUCAUUAGUAUUGACAAAAUCUCCAACUAAGCUCAAAGCUGACCUUAUUGUGGGAUUUCCUCCUAUUAAUGAGAGUUAUACAUCUAAUGUAACUCUAUUAAAACCACACUUAGUUAAAGCUGAAUGUACAGAUGGUAGAAUGUUUAACCAUCUUUUAACAUUAUGGCGCUUUAGCCCUGGGUUGAAAAAAGAACAGAAGUCAUGUGUUGUUGAUUUUCAAAUAUCUUUUGAAUUUCGCUCAGCCUUUCAUUCUCAUUUGUCUAAUUUAUUUUUUGACCAAGUUGCUAGACAAAUGGAGGGUGCAUUCAUAAAAGAAGUUGAAAGAAGAUAUGGACAACCAACAAUGGAGCCAAAAAAUUUACUUCUAAAUAACCAAGCAUUAAAAAGUUGACACAACUGAUAAUAUUUCUAGCUAAAUUGUUAAAAGUCACUAUAUGUUUAAGAAAUAGUUAUUAUCAUUAUUCAUCAUAUAAAAUAAAAAAGGGUUGAUUUUAUUGUUAUAAAUAAAAUAUAUAAAUGUGA